AUGCGAUCUUGUCGUCCGGAGAUGUUUGUCUCGGGACUGUUGGGAGGGUGCUUCUUGGCGGUGUUGGUCAGGUCGUCGGCUAGUCACGGUGACCGGAGCGCCACCUCUCACACCAGCGGAUAUCCGGAGAACGAGAGGAGAAACGACGUCGCGCACCGGCAGCUUGUCUUCGAUGAACAAGGACUGACCUUUUUUGGCGGCUGGCGGCAUGAAGCUUCCGAAAGGACAAGGCAGAGGAGAGAGCAGGCAUCGGUUCCUUUCGUCUUUGACUGGCAUCGCAAAAACGUUUCCUCGGGACUCAAUAUGGAGACGUUGCCGGAGUUUGCCGAACCGGUUCCCAACGUGACGGCCAUUGUGGGUCGAACGGUGAAGCUACCCUGCGUGGUCAACAACCUGGGACAGUACAGGGUGGCCUGGCUGCGCGUGGAGAGCAAGACCAUCCUGACCAUCCACAAGAGCGUGAUCACGCAGAACUACCGCGUGCACUUGAGUCCGUCGGACCGCAGCUGGCUGCUCGUCAUCGACGGGGUCACCGAGGCCGACCGGGGCGGCUACAUGUGCCAGGUGAACACGGUGCCCAUGCGCAGCCAGGUCGGCUACCUCGACGUGCUCGUGCCCCCGGACAUUGUGGGUUCAGAGAGCAGCUCGGACGUACUAGUGCGCGAGGGUUCCAACGUGACCCUCGUGUGCCGAGCCAAGGGCUACCCGGCGCCUCGCAUCACCUGGAGACGGGAGGACGGCCAGUCCAUCGCCGUUGGGAACUGGCAGCAGCACGCGGCCGCCAGCGACAACGUGUCGUUCGAAGGGGACGAGCUGAGCGUCACCAAAGUGAGUCGACUCCACAUGGGUCCCUAUCUCUGCAUCGCGUCAAACGGCGUUCCAUCACCCGUGAGCAGAAGGAUCCUGCUCCAAGUGCACUUUCCCCCGAUGAUCUGGAUCCCGAACCAGCUGAUCGGCGCGCCCCUCGGCGGCGAGGUGGUGAUGGACUGCAACACGGAGGCCUUCCCGAUGUCCAUCAACUACUGGACGCUGGAGGGAGGAGACCUGAUCGCCGAGUCGUCCAAGUACUCGCUGAACCGCACCGAGAACGUGUACAAGGUCCACAUGCGGCUGAGGAUUCGCCGCAUCGUACCCGAGGACUUCGGGGCCUACCGCUGCUUCGCCAAGAACUCGCUGGGCUCCACCGAAGGCUCCAUACGGCUCUACGAAAUUCACGUACCGCCGCCAACCAAAGUCAAGGAACCCUCAACGGCCAGGAUUCAAAGUGUCGAAGAGGGCAAGCUGGAAGUGUCCGGCGACGCCAUCACCAAGCAUCAAAGUUUUCCCCUUAGGCCACCUAUCUCGGGGCCACCAAAAAUACAAGCGACAGACUCUUCGCCGAGCUGUGUUGCUGCCUUCUACUUCCUUGUGAUCGUCGAGAUCGUAGUGGCCAUGGUCACGUGAUCUUCCGCUGCGGGCGUCAUUCCAUGUGGGCGACCCCGUAGCUACUUCAUCGUCUUCUUCCGGUCGGUGCCUCUUUCCCGUGGUCCCCAAUCCCUACUCUUCCCGCCACCGUCGUAUGCGUUG
Messenger RNA from Ixodes scapularis (black-legged tick), 1566 nucleotides. Its product is annotated as lachesin. NCBI's taxonomy places the organism in Eukaryota, Metazoa, Arthropoda, Arachnida, Ixodida, Ixodidae. The record is from RefSeq and is a predicted model, not a curated record. Gene Ontology annotation, cellular component: neuron projection. The coding region runs from base 1 to 1443 and encodes 480 amino acids. The transcript is spliced from 11 exons.